Molecule: messenger RNA, 3714 nt
Organism: Caretta caretta (loggerhead turtle)
Lineage: Eukaryota; Metazoa; Chordata; Testudines; Cheloniidae
Product: regulator of G-protein signaling rgs-2
Source: RefSeq, a predicted model, not a curated record
AUUUUGUAAUGUUUGGGGCUGGCCCUAUAGAUGCCAAAAUAAGUGCCAGGAAGAACUAGUUGUGUCUGUACAGGGCCUAGCACAGUGGGGUCCUGGGGCUUCCAUGCAAUACACAUAAUAAAUACAGUAGAACCUCGAUUGCCUGAACCCCAAUCUUACGAACAACCAGUCACACAAACCUAUUUCCCUGAUAGGGGGAAAAAAUAUCACCUGACGAAAGCAAUGCUGGUGAAGAAAAAGUCGACAUCCCUCCCCAUUCCAAAACCUUCGGUGCACUGGAAAUCGCUAUGCAGUGGUUCGAAGGGCAAGAAGAAAGCGAAGACGGUGCCCCAUCCUGCAAUACUGCAUUGGACCUACUGUACGUUUCAAGAUGUUCCGUUUUAUGAACGUUUUGCUUUUCUGAACUCCUCAGUUCCCAACUGGGUUGUAAGAUAGGGAUUCUACUGGAAUAAUAAUAAUGCAGAUGAAAGAGAGACCGAUGGAAAUGCACAGAUCUAUAGAUUAGAUAAGGGGUGUAGGUGGGGACAGAUAGAUGGGUGUGCCUGGGAACAGCUAGCUAGCUAGAUGGGUGUGCACAAGGCCAGCUAGCCAUGUGUGCAUGGGGAUAGCUAGUGGAUGGGGAUAGCUAGGUGGGUGUGCAUGCCCCGAGCUCGCCGCCUCCGUGAGCGGGGUUCGGCCGCCCCCUGCCGGCCCGAGCGGGGAAGGAGCCCCGGGCCCCCGCCGCGCUCCGGCCCCACGAGCUCUCCGCAGGCAGCCCCAGCCAACAGGCUCCUUCGCGGCAAGGGCUCAGGGCCACGGUGUGCAUCCAUUAGGAGAAGGUGGGAGAGCUGUGUGUGGGCGAUCCUCCUGGCCUUGCUUUCUCCCCUGCUCUCCAGGGAAUGGAGUCCAGCCCACCGGAAAAAGGCAGGCGGCUCUCCGAGACCUGGCACUCGCGGUGCUGCUGCUGUGGCCCCAAACUCUGCUGCUUCUGCUGGUGCUGCUGCAGCAGCUGCUUAAGGAGUCGGACGGUGAGAAGGAGACAAAGAGACCGGUUCGGGCACAAGACAUCCAGUGUCUCCCAGCUGGAGAUCCCCCCACCCUUUGAAGAAAGGCUCACUGUAGAAGAAGCGGCCUCCUGGAAGCGCUCGUUUGAUUGCGUGCUGGCGAGCCCGGCUGGCCGGAGCGUCUUCAUGGAGUUCCUGCGGACGGAGCACAGCGACGAGAACAUGGCCUUCUGGCUGGCCUGCGAGGAGCUCAAGAGGGAGCAGAGCCAGGAGCAGGUCUGCGAGAAAGCCAAGAAGAUCUACCUGGAUUACAUCUCUAUCCUGUCCCCAAGGGAGGUCAGCAUCGAUGCGAGUGUGCGCGAGUCAAUCAACAGGUCCCUGGCAAGGCCCAGCGCGCAGAUGUGCAACGAGGCCCAGGGGCAAAUCUACACUCUCAUGCACCGAGACUCCUACCCCCGGUUCCUGAACUCACCACUGUACAAGUCACUGGAGCAGAGACUGGCUGUGCUGGCAUGUGACACCUAGCCAAGCCCCGGGCACGCACACGCGUGUCAGGAUACUGCCAGCUCCUUCAGCUUCCUGCCAGCUCCUCAAGGCACCGGGGGAAGAUGGGACAACCCUAGAGACAGAGCCUCAGUGCUCCCUCUCUCCCCGUGGGUGAAGCCACUGAUGUUUUGGUAGCAAUGUUGAUCUAGAACUUACUCUAGUCUGUCUGAACCAAACAAGAUGUAACUCAUGCUAGGCUUUGGGAGAAUUUCACUAGGGCCAGUAGAGAUGGGACGAGCCUGGGGUCCUAGAAUUGGGAGCCUUUCAGAGCAUUGUUUUUCCUAGAAUUAGGAUGGUAUCUCUGUUGGCGUGGUUCUAGAGCAUGGACGAUAUGUGUGGCCUGGACCAUGGUUCUAGAACAUGGAUGGUCACAAGCUGGAGUGGGAUCUAGAGUGUGGCUUGUGUGUGAUCAAGGGGUUCUACUACAUGACUUGUACAUGAGUCUGGGUUUGUGGAACAAAGGUUAUAGCUGAUCUGUGAUAGGUUCUAGAAUGUGGGGCCUUCUCAAUCUGUGGGGGCGUUUAGGAUUGUGAAACUUUGAGAACUUGAAGCACCAUGUUUUUGUUUUAGGGGCACGAAAAGUUCCCCACCAACAUUUAAUUGUGUUUCAGAAUUUCUAAGAGUUUCAUAAAUCUCUUAAGUGGGCUUCUUCCCCACCUCUCUGAGCUAAGUCAACAGGGCUCCGUUACUCCCUUAGUACUGGAGCAGGUCCCAGCGGGCAGCACAUUUAAAAUCUGGCCAAGCAGCUCCCAGGCCUAGCUCUAGAUGGUCACUAGAGAAGACACUAACGUUAUUUUAUUUAUCAGUUGGGGCUGCAAAAAUUAAUUCUGUCCCGUGAAUGCAAAAAAAAUAAAAAUAAAAAAAUCCACAGGGGAUUAAUUUAAAAAAAUGACUUUACUAGCCACUCGCUAGAGUCUUUAGACCAUAUGUUCAAAGGUGGCUACUUGUUUUGGUUGUCCACCUUUAGCCACCGUGGGCAUGAUUUUCAGAGGCCGUGAGCCCCCAUAUAUCUAAUGGGAAUUACAUAUACCCAGAAAAGCGUCUCAGAGGCAGCUUGUGUUAGGUGCCCCAAAAAAUCCUGCCUGAAAAUUGGCUAUUUUAACAGCUCCUCUCAUUGGCGCUACAAGAUAUCACUCAUGUUUUAUGAUUUGUGGCCAGUCUUAUCUAGCUCAUUCGAAGAGGCUGCAACUUCUAAAUGCCCAGGGAACGGGGGGGAGGGGGGUGCACGCGCACCCGCUUGGGAGCUUGUGUAUGAAAUGAAUCGGUGAAUCUGUCUUUUUUUCCCUCACAAGAGGCAUUCCCAUCACAAAAUCCCCCACCCCAGGUGCCAUUAAUAAUGAUGUAACACUUUCAUCCAUAGAUCUCCACAUGCUUAACAAGGGAAGAGCAGAACCAUCAUCCUUGCUUUGGAAGGGGGGGGAGGGGUGGAACUUAGGCACAGAGCAGGGAAGUGACUUGCUCAAGGUUGCACAGCAGAGCCAGGACUAGAACCCAGGUUUCCCAACUCCUUCUCUGGUGCCCGAGCCAUGGGACGAUGCUGCCUCCACUCACUGGCACCUUUGUUCCACCAUUCCCCUUUCACGCAUAUAUCAGCAUAAUUCCAGUGGAUACAGUCACUGCCAGAGGAGACCUCAACAUGAGUAAUACCCAGCUCCUCCCAGCAGAUUUACAAAUAUAGGUCAGUAGCGUGAGCCCUAUUUUGCCAGCAAGGAAAUCGAGGCACAGAGCAGGGACAUGCCUUCCCAGGGUCACACAGCAGGCCAAUGGCAGAGCCAGGAAUAGCGUGCAGGACCCAUUAGCCCCAGUCCAAUGCUCUAUCUACUAGGCAUUGCAGCCUCCUUAACAGAGAUGAAGGCACAAAUGGCUUGUGGUUUCAGAUGCCUCCAUUUUGGGGUGCUCAGCGUGAGAACCCUUCAGAAAGCACUCAGCCCCCACCUCUCAAAACCAGGUGCCCAUUAGCAGACACCAUAAAGCGAGGCACCCCCAGUCACUUAUGCAAACGCAAACCUAGGGCCUGUUUGUUCUGUGUGAACGUUAAAGAUCCCAGGGCACUUUGCGGUGGAGUAGACUUUGCUCUGGAGACCUUGGCCUAAAUGACCCCUACUCCCAAUUCUGUGUGCCACUUGGCUGCUACCCUCCACCCCAGAGCUGGCUGCAUGUCAGCAGCACUGUCCAUAUCGCGUUG